Lagopus muta (rock ptarmigan) is the source of this 2249-nucleotide messenger RNA. RefSeq names its product RNA polymerase I subunit E (gene POLR1E). The record is from RefSeq and is a predicted model, not a curated record. Gene Ontology annotation, cellular component: RNA polymerase I complex. The coding region runs from base 101 to 1342 and encodes 413 amino acids. Gene Ontology annotation, molecular function: DNA binding. The transcript is spliced from 12 exons. Gene Ontology annotation, biological process: transcription elongation by RNA polymerase I; RNA polymerase I preinitiation complex assembly; nucleolar large rRNA transcription by RNA polymerase I. Lineage: Eukaryota; Metazoa; Chordata; Aves; Galliformes; Phasianidae.
CGGAAGUGACGCCAUCACGCCGCGGCGGCAGCCAACGAGCAGCGCGGGCACUUGGGCCGUGUGGUAAGCGAGCCGGGCGCGCUACUGCGAGCACCGCGCUAUGGCCGCCGCGACGUGGUGCUAUCGUGGGGACCCCGAGGAGGAGCAGCCGGCACUGCUGGUGACGUUCUCUAAUGGGCGGCUGCAGCGGCCCGACGCCGUGCGUUUCUCCCUCUACCGGAGCAGCGAUGUGGCCAAUCCCCGGAAGAAGAGGCGGAGGAUCCUGGUUUCAGAAACUGAAAGGCUUUCAUAUGUGGGGAAUAACUUCAGCAGUGGAGCUAUGAAAUGUAACUCUUUAUGCAGGUAUUUUCUUGGUGUUUUAAACAAGGAUUCUGGGCAAAUGGAAGUCUUCAAUGCUGAAAUAUUCAAUAUGCAACCCUUACUGUCAGAUAAUGCAAUUCCUGAUGACACAAGGGAUUAUCAGAAUAAAUCCUACAGGGAAAAGGUGGAUUUGUGCAUUGAAGCCUUUGGUACCAGCAAGCAGAAGCGAGCUCUGAACUCUCGGCGAAUGAAUGCAGUGGGCAAUGAUAUUCUGAAUACAGCUGUGACAAAAGCAGCAGCAGAUGUGAUAGAUGCAAAGGGGGUAACAGCUUUGAUCCAGGAUGUGGCCCAAGAUGAUGACCAGAACAUGUCCAUUUUCCUACCACCAUGUCAUGAAGAUGCUGACAAACCAGAAAACGUUUACAAGUUUGAGGACAUUUUGUCCCCAGCAGAAUAUGAAGCAUUGCAGAAUCCAGCAGCAGCUUUUGUUAACAUCACUCCAGAAGAAAUCACCAAGAAAACAGAAGAGAAAAGCCAUUGCUCCUUUGUCUUAGAGGAGCUGAAGUUCCUGCCUGCUGAUGAGAAGAGCAGGGAUCGCAAAGCUCGAUGCCUGUGGUUUCUGGACAUCCUUAUUAAGUUCAGCUUUCUGAAAAUCAUCAAGAAGAAGCAUCCGAUGGGUCCUGAAUGCCCUCACAUCAUUAGCAGGAAACUCAUGAAGAACUUCACUUCACUCACCUACAACAAUGGCAGUGUUCAGAAUUUAAUCUCUGCAUCACUGAAGACUAAAAUUGCAGCAUAUGUCAUUGCAUUGGCUCUGCACAUUAAAAACUUCCAAAUAGACCUCACUGUCCUGCAGAAUGACUUGAAGCUCCAUGAAAGCAGGAUGAUGGACAUUGCAAGGGCCAUGCGGUUGAAGGUCUCCAAGGCAAAGGGGAUGCCAGGACUUGAGAAUGAUCAAAAUCACAAGCUUGGCACCCUCUCUCUCCCUUUGCCUGUGCAGAAAGCCUCGGGAAGCCAGAGGAAACGCAGAAAGAUUAACUAAAAAGCAGGGGUGAAACAGUUUCAUUCUCAACAGUUAUUCUGCAGAUGCAGCAUCACGGGGAUGCUUCUUCUCUGUUGGAUUUGGCUUUCCAGCAUCACAGCACAGCCCCGUUGAAGUCUCUCAGUUGAUGGGAACAGACGUUCCACAGAACCACCAAGGUUGGAAAAGACCUGCAAGAUCACCCAGUCCACCCAUCACCAACAGUUCUCCCUAAACCUCAUCCCUCAACCCAAGAUCUGCCCUUCCCAGCAGCCUGGCCCCAGGACGUGGGGAGGGUGCAGUGCAGCACAGACAAAUGAUAUGGCACUGUGCUUAAUUUGCUAGGAAACUGUGUCAGUUUUCAGAGAUGACGAUUUCAAAAGACAUUAUGUGCAGAAACAUGCUGCCACAUUCCACACAUAUCAGGGGAUGCUUUGUAAAAAUAAAAUGGUGGAACUGGAAAAAGUCACCUCUACAUUUUUUUAUUUUUUUUUUAAUUAAACUGGACUGUGAAAGCUGGCUACCUGACAGGAAGCCUGAUCACAGAAAAAUUCACAAUCAUUUCCUGACGUUGAAUUUGUUAAGCAAUGGAAAGCGUGGUAGAUAUAAUGUGUCCUGAUUGAAAAACAAGAAGAUUUUUUAAGAAUAAUUUUAUCUCACUAGUCUGCUGGUUGAACUGAGGCUACAGGAAAAAUCUGUAUUUAAAAAAAAAAAAAGCAAUUGGAGAGUAAAGAUGCUAAUUUCAAAUAUUAAGUUUUGACAGUAGGUGAAAGUCCUGAUGCUACAUUUAUAGCUCUGCUGGUUGUUUUCAUUGGAGAUGUUGAUAACAAAUACAAUGUCACUGAAGAAAUGGCUCCUUUGGUGCCCCUGAGAGGCACAGCUAUGUCUCUGAUUUGUAAGAAGCAGUAAAAAAAAUACGCAAGAGUGA